Messenger RNA from Coniosporium apollinis CBS 100218, 1854 nucleotides. Its product is annotated as 5-aminolevulinate synthase, mitochondrial. Gene Ontology annotation, cellular component: mitochondrion. Bases 1 to 1854 code for a protein of 617 amino acids. Gene Ontology annotation, biological process: heme biosynthetic process. Lineage: Eukaryota; Fungi; Ascomycota; Dothideomycetes. Gene Ontology annotation, molecular function: 5-aminolevulinate synthase activity; pyridoxal phosphate binding. The transcript is spliced from 2 exons. The record is from RefSeq and is a predicted model, not a curated record.
AUGGAGGCCCUUCUACGCCAGUCCCGAUCCAUGUGCCCGUUCUUGAAGAAGACGUCGCCUGCCACUCUCCGCUCGCUCUCCACAACGAGCGCCCACAAUGCCUCUCCCGGGGGCGGUAGCAUGUCGAACCUCCAGGUUUUGGCUCGUCGCUGCCCGAUCAUGGGCAAAGCCUUGGCUGUGCAGAGCGCCCGUACCGGAAACGCCGCCCUUGCUGGUGCAUAUGGAGGCGCUCGGGCGUACCACAGCAAGGUCCCCCGGGCCAACCUCCAUACUACAGCACCGAAAGAGGCUCAAGCUGUCGAUGUAGGGACCGCGCGCCACCAGGCCGCUCCUUACAUUCAAGUCCCCAAAACUGCCAUUCCCGCUCGUGAGGAGCAUCUUGUCGGACCUCCACCGAAGCCACAGCCCGUCCAGUUCAAUUACGAUGGCUUCUACCAAGCCGAGCUCGACAAGAAGCACAAAGACAAGUCCUACCGUUACUUCAACAACAUCAAUCGCCUCGCCCAGGAGUUCCCACGCGCUCACAUGGCAAACAAAGAAGAGAAGGUCACGGUGUGGUGCUCCAAUGACUACCUUGGAAUGGGUCGCAACCCCCAAGUUCUGAAGUCAAUGCACGAGACACUCGACAUGUAUGGUGCUGGCGCCGGAGGCACACGAAACAUCUCAGGUCACAACCAGCAUGCAGUUGGGCUUGAGGCGACAGUUGCGAAGCUUCAUGCGAAAGAGGCUGCCUUGGUUUUCUCGUCGUGCUACGUUGCCAAUGAUGCUACACUAGCCACACUCGGGAGCAAGUUGCCGAACUGCGUUAUCCUCUCGGACAGCAUGAAUCAUGCUUCCAUGAUUCAGGGCAUUCGACACUCUGGCGCUAAGAAACUGGUGUUCAAGCACAACGAUGUCGCUGAUCUGGAAGCCAAGCUGGCCUCGCUGCCGCCAGAGGUGCCAAAGAUCAUCGCUUUCGAGAGCGUGUACAGCAUGUGCGGCUCCAUCGGCCCAAUCGAGGAGAUCUGCGAUCUUGCUGAGAGGUACGGCGCCAUCACCUUUUUGGAUGAAGUCCAUGCAGUAGGCAUGUACGGACCACACGGUGCAGGCGUUGCCGAGCACCUAGACUACGAAGCACAUGUCGCCGGCAGGCCGAAAGGCACCGUCAUGGAUCGAAUUGACAUUAUCACUGGUACCCUUGGAAAAGCUUACGGCUGUGUGGGCGGCUACAUCGCCGGCUCAGCCAAGAUGGUCGACACCAUCCGCUCGCUUGCCCCAGGCUUCAUCUUCACGACAUCCCUCCCACCCGCGACGAUGGCAGGCGCAAAGACAGCCAUCGAGUACCAGAUGGCCUACCAAGGCGAUCGCCGCCUCCAGCAGCUGCACACCCGUGCAGUCAAGGACGCUCUCAAUGCCAAGGACAUCCCCGUCAUCCCAAACCCUAGCCACAUCAUUCCUGUCCUAGUCGGCAACGCCGAGACAGCGAAGAAGGCAAGCGACAUGCUGCUCGAGGACUGGGACAUCUACGUCCAGGCCAUCAACUACCCGACCGUGCCGGUAGGACAGGAGCGCCUACGCAUCACGCCGACGCCGGGCCAUAUCCGUGAGUACCGCGAUCAUCUGGUCACGGCGCUUGACGGUGUCUGGACUCAGCUGGGCAUCAAGCGUACGAGCGAGUGGGCUGCUGAGGGCGGGUUUAUUGGGGUGGGAGUCGCGGGCAAGGAGGAGGCGGCGCCGCUUUGGACGGAUGAGCAGCUAGGGCUGAACGAGGUCAGGCAGGAGAUGAAGGCGGGGCAGGGGGCUGUUGGGGUGCUGGAGGCGGUGCUGGAGAAUGAGAGGAAGGAGGUCGCGAGCGCUGUUGCGGCUGCGGCCUGA